Molecule: messenger RNA, 1035 nt
Organism: Lactuca virosa
Lineage: Eukaryota; Viridiplantae; Streptophyta; Magnoliopsida; Asterales; Asteraceae
Source: the annotation of a GenBank genome assembly
AUGAAUUCAUUUAUCAAUUCUAAGAACUGUAGUCCAACGGCAAAUUCGCCAUUGCUCAAGCAAUCUUCCAUAUAUGCAUUGACUUUGGAUGAACUACAAAACACAUUGGGUGGAUCUGGGAAGGAUUUCGGAUCAAUGAACAUGGAUGAACUUUUGAAGAACAUCGGGACUACUGAAGAGAUUCAAUCAAUGACAUCAAACUUCAAUUUGGACAUAAAUGUGAAUUUACAAAAGCAAGAAUCUUUGACUUUAUCAAGAACCAUUUGCCAGAAAACAGUGGAUGAAGUUUGGAGAGAUUUGGUUAAAGAAAAUGGUGGAUGCAAAGAUGCGGAUUUGGUCAAAGAACCAAGUUUUCAGCCACAAGAAAAGCAACCAACUUUCGGUGAAAUGACACUCGAGGAAUUCUUGAAGAGGGCAGGGGCAGUUUCGGAAAAUAACCAAACUCAAGGGUACAAAAACAUGAUUCAGAAUCAAGGGUUUCACCAAGAAGAAUUCUUUCCAGAGAGUAGAAAUGAAGUUGACAUUUUGCAGGGUGCUACAUCUUCAAAACUAUCAAAACCACAGAAGGUUCUCCCGAAACUAGCUUCUUUCAACUCCAACUCUUCAGUGAAUUUAGUGAAUAAUGCUCAGAUGGGUAGUCUUGAAAAUGGAGUUUCGAUAAAUGGAAAGACUGAUCAUCCCAUAAAGGCUGGUUAUCCAUUGGAUUUUUACCAAAAUGGUAAUUUGGAUACAUCUCCAUCACCACCACUGUGUUAUGGUGGUGGCCGCAAAAGGAAAAAGAAUGAUACGUUGGAGAGAAGGGUGGAGAGAAGGGAGAAGAGGAUGAUUAAUAACAGAGAAUCUGCUGCAAGGUCAAGGGCUCGAAAACAGGCGUAUACGAUGGAAUUGGAAUCAGAAAUUGCACACCUCAAAGAAGAGUUGCAAAAAAAGCAGGAAGAAGUCAUCGAGUUACAGAGUUUUCAGAUAUCGGAAAAUAUGAAGUUCUGUGGAGGUGGAAAAUUAUGCUUACGAAGAACGAUGACAGGACCUUGGUAG